This is a messenger RNA of Selaginella moellendorffii, 1250 nucleotides long. RefSeq names its product peroxidase 51. Gene Ontology annotation, biological process: hydrogen peroxide catabolic process; response to oxidative stress. Gene Ontology annotation, molecular function: peroxidase activity; heme binding. Bases 109 to 1098 code for a protein of 329 amino acids. NCBI's taxonomy places the organism in Eukaryota, Viridiplantae, Streptophyta, Lycopodiopsida, Selaginellales, Selaginellaceae. The record is from RefSeq and is a predicted model, not a curated record. The transcript has 5 exons.
AUAACUUUGGGACAGCUUCUUUUCCCUAUACUUCUUUCCGGAAAUGAAACUGUCCGUCCUUCCUUCUUUCUAGAGCUCAGCCGCGUUCUUCAGUGAUCCCCAGCUUCCAUGUUUCGCUACGAUUUCAUGGAUAAAACAUUGCUACUUUUGCUAGUGAUUACAGUUUGCGUUUUCUCUUCCUCGGCCCAACUCUCGGUUGGCUUCUACGGCAGGACCUGCCCGCGAGUGGAAUCCAUCGUCAAGCGAGUAGCUCUCGACAAAUUUAAGCAAGCACCAACAUCUGCCGCUGCCACAGUCCGUCUCUUCUUCCACGACUGCUUCGUCGAGGGGUGUGAUGCUUCCGUGACCUUAGCAUCCACGCCGGCAAACAGAGCCGAGAAGGACGCGGACAUCAACAAAUCCCUGGCCGGAGACGCGUUUGAUUCGGUGAUGAAAGCCAAGAAAGCCGUGGAAGCCGAGUGCCCGGGAGUGGUCUCUUGCGCCGAUGUUCUCGCCAUACUAACGCGCGACUUUGUUGGCCUGACUGGAGGACCAACAUGGCAAGUGAAGAAAGGAAGACGCGACGGGAGAAUCUCCAGAGCGGAAGCCGCCACCGCCAAUCUCCCCGGCGCGGAAUUCUCCGUAAACCAACUUCUCAAAAACUUUGCGACCAAGGGUCUCAAUCUCGUCGACCUGGUGUCACUCUCAGGAGCUCACACAUUUGGCUUUGCACACUGCGAUCAAUUCAGCAGCCGGCUCUACAACUUCAGCAGCAGUAACAGGAUGGAUCCAACAAUGAGCUCCAGCUUCGCGUCGGACCUCAAGAAAUCGUGCCCCAUCCGGGGCGGAAAUCCAAACCUGGUGGAACCGUUUGAUCCAGUGACCCCUUUCGAGUUUGACAACGCGUACUACAAGAAUCUGUUGGCGGGCAGAGGGUUGGUAACCUCGGACCAGGAACUUUACUCGGACAGGCGGACCAGGAAGCUUGUCCGCUUGUUUUCAAAGAAGCGCCAGCGCUUCUUUAAUGCGUUUGCUGACGCCAUGGACAAAAUGGGCAGCAUCGGCGUCAAGACAGGGACGAGCGGGGAAAUCAGAAGGGAUUGUAGCAGGAUCAACUGAACUGUGAAUCGUAUCGUCCGAGACUAGAGUUUCUAUCCUCGUGGAAUGUGGUGUGUAAAGUAAACGGUUGAAAAUUUGUAGUCGUGGUAGACUAAGCGUUGACUUUGGUUGGAGAAAGGAUAAUUCGAUUAAAAGAAUCAAUAUUCUUUUAA